AUGUCAAAUUUGAGUGAAAUCUCGGGCGGCACGGCAGUGGCUGCGGCCGCGGGAACAGGCUCUGGAUCGGGUCCAGCAUCUGGGACGGGAGGAGGCCACCAGCGUCCCCGCAUGGACAUUGCGGUAGUAAUCGAUUGUGAGCAGAGCGCUUUUCUCAACCAACGAAAGGCAGCCCUCGAGGAAGUGCGGCAGGCGUGCGCUCAGGUUGGCGGAAAUCUUCAGCUGCUCCUGUUCGAAGUACUCGACUACGGUGACCUUAACACGCUCGAGUCGUUCUACAAUGCCGACAUCGUGGUGGUUGACCUAAGCGUACAGACGCAGCAAAGCACGCUCUGCUAUCAGUUGGGCGUGCGCGAAAGCUUCGAAAUGAAAGGCAAUAUUGUCAUCUAUAACGACAUGCAGAACGAGGCGACACUGCGUAUGAAGCUUUCGUGUGGCAACUAUCAGUUUGUUUCAUACCGGCUGCACGAGAGUGGCAACUGCGUGUUGAUUACGAGCCCGCUCAAGAGCGGUGUAGCCGACGAUCAGCCUUCGUUGCUUCAAUCCGGUCAGCAGCAGCAUCAACAACCCACUCAGCAGACCCAGCAGCAGCAACAGCCGACAUCACUACUCGCUGCGCUUCGGAAAUUGUUCCAAGAAGUGGAGAUCCAGUCGAAGGCACAUUUGCGCGAAAAGUUUCUGUCGGAUCUGCGAAGCUUGCGCGAUCAGCAUGCAGGCAAUGUAGAGGAGCUGCAGCGCAUGUUGCGCAAUAUGCGGAAGCGCCUCGACGACCCUCAUGUUCUCUCGAAGGAGAUCGUUCAGACGUACAUGCUGUCGUUGCGCGACGUUCAGGAUUACGACGCAAUGGUGCAGCUGGUCGAUGAUUUGCAGACGAUACCAAACAAGCAGAACUACAUCAAUACCGGCCAUAUGCACUACCUGUACGCGUUCGCGCUGAAUCGCCGCAAUCAGGAGGGAGACCGGGAGCGUGCGCUCCGUACCUGUACGAAAGCGCUCGAGAAGAAGGAGAACCAUUUCCCAGACAUGCUGUGCCUGUACGGACGAAUCUACAAGGACAUGUUUGUGGAAUCGAACCACACUGAUCAGGAAAGUCUCCGAAACGCGAUUAUCUGGUACCGGAAGUCGUUCGAGGUACAGCCGAACGAGUUUGCCGGCAUCAACUUGGCCACACUGCUAGUGAUUGACGGCAAGGACUUCAGCGACAGUGAGCUACAGUACAUCGGUAUGAAGUUGAACAAUCUCAUUGGCAAAAAGGGCUCGCUGGCACAGAUCCGCGACUACUGGAACGUGGCCACGUUCUUCGAAAUUUCAGUGCUGGCGGAGAACUACGCUAAAGCGAUUCAAGCCGCCGAAUACAUGUUUAAAUUACGACCGCCGAAAUGGUACUUGAAAUCAACCAUCGGUAACAUCAUGCUGAUUGAUCGGGCGCGCAAGCGAACCGAAGAACAGGGUGCACUCCCAAUCGAGCAGCAAAUCUUCCAGUUUUGGAUGGAAUUUUUUCUUGAAGCGACCGCCCUUGAGCCCACCAGUACGGUGCGAUUUCCGAUACUGAUCCUCGAACCACAGGAAAUCUACAUGCCGAGCUACGUGUCGAUCCACAUGGACGCGGAGCAGAAGUCGUUCGACAUUUCGAACAUUUGCCAGCAACACGCGAAGGGCAGCUGCCUAAAGUUGCACGACUUCAACUUUCUUGCCAGCCAGAUCAAGUCGGUCAGCCUGUACAAGCGGGAUGAACGCUGCGCCCACUUGUACGUCCAUCAGAACUCGGGCGAUUUCCAGAUCUACUUCCCGUCCGCCCAGUGCCGCCAAACGUUUUACGACCUGAUCCUGGAGAUGACAGCCGACCAGGGGUCGGGGUUCAUUGAUUUGUUCUCCGCUGACACGACGGCUGACGAGCUGAAGUAUGAGUACGAGACAGAUGAUCAAGGUCGGCGCAUCAUCCUCGGCAAGGGCACGUACGGCAUUGUGUAUGCUGCCCGCGACCUCACCACGCAAGUGAAAAUUGCGGUGAAGGAGGUCCCCGAAAAUAACACGCACGACGUACAGCCGUUGCACGAGGAAAUCAAGUUACAUUCGCAGCUGCGUCAUCGCAACAUCGUCCAGUACUGGGGUUCCAAGUCGGAGCACAAGUUUUUCAAAAUCUUCAUGGAGCAGGUGCCGGGUGGAUCGCUGUCGGCGUUGCUGCGAUCCAAGUGGGGUCCGCUCAAGGACAACGAAACAACGAUCGCGUUCUACUCGCGUCAAAUACUCGCGGGGUUGAAGUACCUGCAUGAUCAGAAGAUUGUACACCGCGACAUCAAGGGGGACAACGUGCUUGUUAACACGUACAGCGGCGUGGUGAAGAUAUCUGACUUUGGCACCUCGAAGCGGCUGGCUGGCAUCAAUCCAGCAACAGAGACGUUCACCGGUACAUUGCAGUACAUGGCGCCCGAGGUGAUCGAUCAGGGUGUUCGGGGCUAUGGGCCGGCAGCUGACAUCUGGUCCUUUGGGUGUACAGUGGUCGAGAUGGCAACCGGCAAGCCACCGUUCAUCGAGCUCGGCUGCCCGCAAGCGGCUAUGUUCAAAGUUGGCUUCUACAAGACCCAUCCAACCAUCCCCGAGGAGCUGUCCGAACGGGCCAAAACCUUCAUCCUACGUUGCUUCGAGGUAAACGUAGACAAACGUGCAACGGCCGCCGGUCUGCUUGAUGAUCCAUUCCUUUGCGACAUGACCAAAAAGAUGCGUCCGUCGAUCAGCAGCGGUAGCCCGAGCGGACCCAUUGGUGGCGGUGGCGGUAGUGGUAGCGAAAUGCUGCCACCCACUUUUUCCGGUUACGAAUUUGGUCGCAGCGUUAGCAUGCCCGCGGAUCGUCACGUCACGAAAACGCUCACCUCACAGCAAAGCACAGUCAGCUGCAACACACCCACGAUCGGCACCGAGACGAACUCAAGCUCACCGGCUUUCUAUGCCAGCAACCCUACAACACAAUCGGUCUCGCUCCGGAAGAACAAGCAUCUCUCCCAUCUGACUCCAAUCAAGAUGCCUAAACAAGGGGGGGCCAACAGUAUCGGGAACCUCGCCGAAACACCAUCAUUGGAAAUCGAGCCAGCAUCGGAGACUCCGACCACAUUUCAUUUGAACCGUCGCAGCUCCACCGGAGUACUGCUUUCACCAGAGGUUGAGCUGACGACGUCGACGACGAGCAAGUCGCCUCUGGGUGGCGAAGCAAACGAAAGCGAUGGAUUUUACCUGUUGAAGAAAGAUUCUCAGCGACGCACCACACUGGACAAGGUGCUGUACCACGAUGUAACGAAGAUCUGCGGAGUAUGGUUGGAGAAGAUAGAAUCGGACCGGAAGGAAAAGGUGGUCAUUACGCGGGCGCACCUCGAAACCCUGCUCAACGCACUGCGUCGCUACAUCGCGGAGCAACGCAAAGAAACGCUCGAGCAAGCGAUCGGUCAACUUAAGGAGCAGCUCGAUUUUGAUUCGACCGCCAUCGACCACCUGCACCUUGCGCUGUACUCAUUUCAGGACGCCGUCAUCACUGUGCUCCGGUCUCACAACAUCAAACCGCACUGGAUGUUUGCGUUGGACAAUCUGGUGAAGAGUGCUGUCCAGGCGGGUAUAAUGAUACUGUCACCUGAACUUGGCCGUAACCUCGCCGGUGACCCACCGAAUGACGAUGAAGAGGACGAAAACGAUGAGAUGGGUGCUGGUGGUGGUGUUGGCGACGCCGUCGAUGGCGGUACAGCGACCGGGUGGCUUGGCGCGACGAAGGGAGGAGCUCACGACGGUCCGCAUACCCAGUCAAUGAUGCGGGAUGAUCGCGAUAGUGCUCGCGGCAUUUUGGGCACCACCAAGUACGUCUUCAGUGAUGACGAGGAGGAUGAUGAGGCUGACGGCGAGGAAGGUGCGGACCGAAACCAGCUUAUCGAUUCGUCCAGCAUCGCGGCCAUCGCCACCGACACGGCCGCCCGGACCACAAAGCGAAACAUAGCACUAAAGGUGGAAAACAUGAGACUGAAGGAGUGCGUCGUGGAAUCUCAGCGAGCGUACCAAGCCACCUUCCAGGCACUACUCAACAGUGGUACUUUAACGCAAUGCCUCAGCAACCAAUUGGCCGCACUGUUGGAGGGCGGCAGUCGUGCCGAACGCUCUGGUACCAAGCGCCGAUCGCCGGACAGUGCCCAGCGCACAGCGAACUUGAACCACCACCGCCGUACGCAGGAAGCGAAAGAGGACGGCACGGUGGAGGGGAUGGUGCAGCAGGACGAGGAGGAGCGCGGAUUGCAGCGUUCGAGUGACGGUGGCGAAAGCGAGACUCCGACCACCACCAUCGUUGAUCGGGACAGGAAGGCGUUGAACGGUUGGCUUGAACACCACGGUAUCGACCGGUACGCCUCCCGCCAACGAAUACUGCGCGAAGGUUUUCGAUUUGACGAUUUUCUCUACGACCUCGAGCGUGAAGAUCUGCGACGAUUGAAGUUGAGAAUGGGAGAAGAGCUACGCAUCUGGAGUGCGCUAAAAGUGCACCGAAAGUUGCAUCCCGCUCGUUACGCAAUCAACAACGAUGACGAUGCGGACGACAACGACG
Molecule: messenger RNA, 4573 nt
Organism: Anopheles cruzii
Lineage: Eukaryota; Metazoa; Arthropoda; Insecta; Diptera; Culicidae
Product: mitogen-activated protein kinase kinase kinase 15-like
Exons: 6
Biological process (GO): MAPK cascade; protein phosphorylation
Molecular function (GO): protein kinase activity; ATP binding
Source: RefSeq, a predicted model, not a curated record